Messenger RNA from Oryza brachyantha (malo sina), 1293 nucleotides. RefSeq names its product BURP domain-containing protein 9-like. Lineage: Eukaryota; Viridiplantae; Streptophyta; Magnoliopsida; Poales; Poaceae. Bases 245 to 1006 code for a protein of 253 amino acids. The transcript has 2 exons. The record is from RefSeq and is a predicted model, not a curated record.
UGGAGAUGAUCAAAAGUUAGAGAAGUUUUUAGUCUACAAUAAUGAUGAAGCCAAUGCUGGAGAUGACCACAAGUUGGGCAAGCUUUUGUUCUAUAACCAAAGGCAGAGAAACAAUGGAGAUAAUCGAAAGUUAGAGAAGCUUUUAGUCUACAAUAAAGAUCAGCCCAACGCUGGAGAUGCCCGAAAGUUGGGGAGUUUUUUCUUCAAGAACAAAGGCCAAGAUAAUAGUGGUGAUGUCCGAAAGAUGGGAGAGGAGCAUAAGCAUACUCAUAGUCGCACACAUGGCCAUGGCCAUGCUGAUUUCCCAAAAGGAGCAGAAGAUGUCUUCUUCUUCGAGGACAGUAUAGCACCUGGAAUAGUUCUCACCACUCGCAUACUUUCCACUAGAUCAAGCCCUAUUUUUCUACACCGAGAUACCAACGACCACAUCCCAUUCUCCAUGAAGAACCUGACCGACAUCCUCGCCAUGUUCCCACGUGCGUCGCGCACCAUGGCCGACGACAUAGUGGCGACACUGCAGAUGUGCGAGCACCCGGAGAUGGUCCAUGGCGAGAAGGCCGGAUGCGCUGCGUCGAUCGAGUCGUUUCUCGAGCUCGUCGUCUCCCUGCUCGGCACGCACGACGUCCGGGCGCUGUCCCCCGAAGCUCCCAUGGAGGGCGUGCCGUCGGUAAGGUACACCGUGGCCUCCGCCACGCCGCUGACGACGAGCUCCUCCGAGACCGUCCUGGUGUGCCAUGACAUGCCGUACCCCUACAAGGUGUUCUUCUGCCACGCCGCGACGCCGGUUAGGGCGUACCGGAUGUCGUUGGUCGUCGCCGGCGAUGGCCGCCGGCGGCCAGCCGCCAUGGAUGCGUUGGCGGUGUGUCACCUCAACACGUCCCACUGGAGCCCUGACCACCCUUUCUUCCGCCUCAAGCAUGUGAAGCCAGGUCAGACGACGGCUUGCCACUUCCUGGCCAGAGGCAACAUCAUGUGGCUGCCGGCAGAGAAAGAAGCAGCCCAGUAAAAUCUGUGUUGUUCCCAGUGUGUGCAAGUGCACUUGGGUGUGUAAUAAUUAAGAGAUGUUGUAGUGCUGGCUCUCUUCAGUGGUAGAUAUACCCUGAAUAAAUAAUGUGCACAGCUGCACGUGUGAUGGAUGUUAAUUAUCAGGCCCUUGAUGGUUUGGGGCUAGUUUGUUGCACUGUAUUAAUGUAUGCUCUAUAUAUGUUGUUGCUUGUCAUGUCAUCAUGUGUAUGUUCGUGUAUAUUACUGUGGUAAACUGGUUUGAACUAUUUUUGCAACAAGUUGGAUAUG